AUGGGAACGUUUUUUUGUUUCCAUUCUUCAUCUGAAAGGAUAACACGGAAGAUAAGUCGUGAAAUUAAUUAUAUAACAAAAACAAGAAAAAACUUUGAUGAGAAGGCGAAUUUAUUCAUUUCGGGUGCAUUAAAGUACGAUAAUAAAAAGUCAAAGAUUUUAAUCGAUAUGAUUAAAAUUGAGUUAUCAAAUUCAAAUGCUGCUUUUGAAAAAAGGUAUUUGUAUUUGUGUUUGCUUGAUAAGUUAAUUAUUGGAAAUGUAGUGUAUUUACAGUUAUCUUAUCAAAAUAAUUUACUUUCAUAUAUUGCUAUGCUUUCAGAGAUAGUGGACAAAAAGGAAUACUUUAAAUGUUCUGAGAAAGAGGAUAACGUAAUGUCCUUAUGUAGUCUUGCAGUUUCCUGUAUAAAUAGGUGGCACGAAAAAUACUCUGGAAUAAAUGAUGAACUAAUCGAAUUAUUAAGGAAAUUUACAAAUAAUUUCGCAGAUUCUUCAAAUAUUGAGAAUAACUCACAAAAAAACGAAAUAAAUAAUUUUGAACUGAAUAAUUCAAUUAUUAACCCUGAUGAUGUCUUAUUAUCAGAAGAAUCGAAUAAUUUAGUCAAUUUAGAUAUUCAAGUUAGUACAAAUUUAUCUAGUCCUAUUUCGAAUAAUUCAGUUUCUUUGGAUAAAUAUGUUGGAUUUGAUGCCAAAGAUAAUCUGGGUGAUUUGCUUAACGAAGAAACUUCUAGAAUGGCUGCAAAUAACUUAUAUGAUCGUACUCCUAACCAAAAUAUCUUAAUUGGCGAUAAAUCUGUUGAGGGAGAUAUCGAAAAUGCUGAUGAGAAUGAGAUAUAUUCAACAUCAAUUCAGCCAAAAUCUACAAAAGUGAAUUUUAUUGAGAACUCAGUCGUUUACAGUGAAAUUGAAACAAUUGAAAUGAAAUACAACUUGCUAAAAGAAAAAUAUUUAUUUCUCAUUCAAAAGAAUGAGUAUUUACAAUCUAGAUUGGAAUAUUAUGAGGAUUUUAAUGUGUUUCCUAAAAAAAUUGCUCAGGAUGAUUGCUACGAAAAAAAUAAUUUUGAACUACUUGGCAAUUUAUCAAACACUACUAAAUUAAGUAGUGUUUUUCUAGAAAACUUCAAUAAUCUUAUCUUGAAUAAUGAUUGGAUUCUAUUCGAAGAUAACUUAAUUCAAAUAGGUGUUAAAUUCCAGUUUUCAGAGAACAUUGGAAACUGUAGUUUAUACUUCGGAAAUAAGCUACCAACAAGACUUGAAGAUUUCAAAAUGGAAUUUAACUUCUCCAAUGUACACCCUAAAGCCCUGUCAAUUGUAAAGAAAGACGAAAUAGAGUAUCCAAGUUAUAUUUCAGGAAAGCAACAGAUCUGUUUAAUCUUUAAUGCUGAAUGCAAGGAUGUAUAUUUUGGAGUACCAACAGUUGUAAUUAAAUUUUUAUUGACAGAUAAUACUCCCAAAACUAUAGAACUUCCGUUUCCAAUAGUGUUGAGCAAAUUUUCUUAUGGUACAGAGCAAUAUUCAACAGACUUUAUCACUAAUCUCUGGCAUUCUGAAAUAUAUUUAAUGUCCCAAGCAUCAUCACAAAUAAGUUUAAAAUCUUCGGUUGAUUGUAUAUCAGAAAUAAUUAAUAAAUGUAAGCUUAACGAAUCAUUCUAUUUAUUUUUCGAAAACGAAGAUUACAAAAAAGAUCAAAUAAUUUAUCUACACGGAAAUGUAUUGAACCACCAGGUAAUUAUUCAAGUUCGUGAAUCUACCUCGCAAAGCUAUAUCCUACGUGUAAGGUCUGAUUCCGGAGUCCUCUCUAAUUCUAUUCUUUCUAUAAUUCUAUUCCAAACAAAAGUUGAUACUUUUUAA
Messenger RNA from Cryptosporidium ubiquitum, 1848 nucleotides. Its product is annotated as adaptin AP complex subunit Alpha. Gene Ontology annotation, biological process: intracellular protein transport; vesicle-mediated transport. The transcript has a single exon. The record is from RefSeq and is a predicted model, not a curated record. Lineage: Eukaryota; Apicomplexa; Conoidasida; Eucoccidiorida; Cryptosporidiidae. Bases 1 to 1848 code for a protein of 615 amino acids.